AUGGGGUUCUUUUCAAGGAAAAAAGAUGAUAGCUCGAGAAACAGCAGCACUAACAGUUCCAAAAGCAACUUAAAUGAGUCACGAAAGGAUCUUAUUCCAUGUAGCACAAUGCUUCGAGCACCUCCUAAAUCAUAUCCUGUUCCAGCUGGUUUGGACCCAAUCACUGAAGAACAGUUCAAAUUAUACAAUGUUGUCUUGAAACAUAUCCAAGAUCCAAAUUUAAAGUUACCAAUGAAUACAAACGAUUUAAAUAAAGGCACUACUGAUGAAUCCUCGCUACGUUCAUUGUCCUCAUGGGAAAAGUUCUGGUUGACUAGAGAAUGUAUCUUAAGACAUUUAAGGGCCAAUAAAUGGAACACACAGGAGACAAUAAACCACUUAAAAACGACUCUUUGUUGGAGAAGAGAGGUUGGGUUAACUCAUGAUCCAGAGUAUCCUAAUAAUCUAUCUCCUGAUAAAAUUGCUAUUGAAAAUGAAACUGGUAAAGAGGUUUUGUUAGGGUUUGAUAAGAUGAGAAGACCUCUGUUCUAUAUGAAAAACGGGAGACAAAACACUGAACCAUCGUUUAGACAAGUUCAACAUAUGAUCUACAUGAUGGAGAAUGCAGCUACUCUCUGUCCACAAGGUGUGGAAACAAUCACUGUGUUAGUGGAUUUCAAAUUUUAUAAAGAACCUGGUGUUAUCACUGAUAAAGCACCACCACUUUCUAUCGCAAAGGCAUGUUUGGCUGUAUUGGAAAGGCAUUAUCCUGAAAGAUUAGCUAAAUGUAUUUUAAUCAAUGCACCAUGGUAUAUCUCUGCAUUCUUGAAAAUAAUGUAUCCAUUUUUGGAUCCUGCUACAAAGGAGAAGGUUAUCUUCGAUGAACCAUUUGAAAAGCAUAUAGAACCAGAGCAAUUGGAGGCCUUGUACAACGGUAGGUUAGAUUUCACCUAUAAACACGAUGUGUACUGGCCAGAUAUGGUUAAGGCUUGUGAUGAAAUGCGUCAAGUGCAAUAUGAAAGAUGGCUCAAGUUUGGAGGUGCUAUUGGAUUAAGUGAAUUCGAUUUAAAGGGAGAUCAUGAAGAAUUGAUGUAUCCUGUAGAUUUUGAUAUGACAAAACUUAAAUAA
Molecule: messenger RNA, 1107 nt
Organism: Arxiozyma heterogenica
Lineage: Eukaryota; Fungi; Ascomycota; Saccharomycetes; Saccharomycetales; Saccharomycetaceae
Gene: PDR17
Product: phosphatidylinositol transporter
Exons: 1
Coding region: 1-1107 (368 amino acids)
Molecular function (GO): phosphatidylinositol transfer activity
Source: RefSeq, a predicted model, not a curated record